AUGGCUUUCAGGGCAGCGAAAAAUUUUCCAAUUACGUUGGUUGAAUUGGGAAGUGGAAGGCGAGCAUUUACCAGUCCGACGACUCCAAAAAUGAAGCCGGUGUCCCGAGUGAUGGAUGCUGAUCAUCAUAGCUCGAACUCUGGAAUGAGUGUGAAGGCAGAGCUUGCACCAGUGUAUAUAGUGGGCGGAAUGGUGUGUGUGGCUUUGGCGAUUGCGUCGCACACUGGGUAUCAACAACUGGUGCGGUCUCCACAAGUUCACGUGAACAAGAAAAGAAGAGAAACAGUACCUGAAGUCUCCGAUCCUGAUCGCACCAUGAACUCCGCCGCCAAAUUCAUCGACGGUUCAUUCUUAAGGAAAGUCUCUCACAUUCAAGAAAACAAGGCCACACUCAACGAUCCCAUCCACCCUAAUCCUUUCACUCGUCCUCGAACUGUCGAGACAUUGAAGACAGUCGGCGUUGAACCCGCCAGACGUUGA
This is a messenger RNA of Vigna umbellata (rice bean), 480 nucleotides long. RefSeq lists its product as uncharacterized. The record is from RefSeq and is a predicted model, not a curated record. NCBI's taxonomy places the organism in Eukaryota, Viridiplantae, Streptophyta, Magnoliopsida, Fabales, Fabaceae.